Molecule: messenger RNA, 1857 nt
Organism: Fusarium sp. VM40
Lineage: Eukaryota; Fungi; Ascomycota; Sordariomycetes; Hypocreales; Nectriaceae
Source: the annotation of a GenBank genome assembly
AUGCCAUUGCCAUUCGAUUACAUUGGAACUUCGACUGGAAGAAAACGCUCAGCUUCCCUCGAACCCUGCCCUGACACACCAAUAUUCUUUGGUCCCACGGGACAUAAUGUCAUCUUCAAAGAAACCGAGGACUAUCUGUCACAGCUCAACGCAUCCGAUAUCAAACAUGAAAAUGCAGACAUCUCAGACGCUCAACCGACCAAUAGGAUUCUUUUCAAGGAGCUCCCACCACACAUACGCGAGAUCAGUUUGGCAAUCCUCAGCUGUGUCUUUGGUCCUUCUUACGGCACCUUGAUAGCAAACGGCAUCCAGAAGGAGAAUAGACUUUGGUCUAAUCUCACUGUACCUGCGAUCCUAAAUUCACUGGAGUCAACCUUUGGAUCCAAUAUUGACCCGGGAAAGCUUGACCUCGAGCGCAUUGCUGAACAAAUAUGCAACAACACAACACGACCUUUCCGAGAUAUCGAAACCAGUUCUCAAGAAUGGAUAGACCAACUCUGUGGCCCAAACUUGCGAUGGGAAUCAAUCGCCCUACUAUGGAGUGUGUUGAGGCGAAUACCGGGAUCGUUCAAUCCGAUAGAGCAGAAACAGCUCCAUGUCUUGGAAAGUGGUACAGCAGACGAACCGAUAUUGUCAUUCCUCAGACACAGCACCAAGCUAGCACGCCAUUUCACUCUGGCCAACGUGAUACUAUUGGAUCUUUUAUUCCAGAAGACGAUUAUGGAGUCAAUGAUAGUCGGGGAUGCAAGUCUCGUGUGCUGGGUUUCACAUUCAGAAACCGUAGCAAUGAUGACCUAUCUCGGUUUGCAUGUUCAAGGAAACAACGGUACCUACAAGCCGACCCUGGAUUCCGAGUACAAACGACGCCUCUUUACACGGAUAUACAACAUAGACAAGUCCGUUGCCACUUUCACUGGCAGACCUCCUCUUUUAAGCCCACGCUUUGUCAGCGCGCUUCCCCCGCUGGACCUGAGCGACGACGAUCUUGCAGUAGGUGGCAGCGCAUUGGAGCGUGCAGUGGCCAAGCUUGAUCCUCUUGGGUGGAAUAUAGAAGGAGGCAUAUAUCCUUCCAGCCUUUGUAGAGCAUGUUACCUAACCUCAAUGAUCCUUAACGAGAUUAUCGAAAUCACGUUCGGUUCAGAAUCCAAUGCGACUGUGGAAACGCUAAGAAACCUUAAACAGCGCGAGAUGGACUACAUCGCUCAAGUACCCGAAGCCAUGAUUUACACGCCGGAAGAUCUGUCUGAUCUUCCUCUUUCACUUCCUCAAGACAUGAAGCUGGCUUACGGCAGAGACCUUUCCGAUCCUCCCGUUGCCACGAAUCUUGUGUCAAUAAGGAUAUUCUUUUGGUUGACCCACCUUCAAAACAUGUUCCUCCUCGAGAGAUUGUUGGUACAAUAUGGAAGUAUAGACGAGAGUGAUGUACUCGUGGUGUCUUUCGAAAUGAUAUCUCUAACACUUCUUUUCUGGACUCGCAAAGAUCGAUUCCGCGACAUGCGACGCGACUUGGAGUGGCUAUUGAUGGCAUUCGCGGUACCAGGUGGUGGGAUUCUGUGUCAAGAGCUGCUCCGACCAACCUUUCAAGGAAAACACCCAAAAGACAAUCGAUUAACUCGGUCGAGUAUUGUUCAGCAGCUUAGCCUAUUGGUUGGUUUUCUAGACUGGGUUCAUCCUUCUGCGCCAAAUGGUGAUCUCUGCGCUAGUUGCAAGACUGUGAUCCAGCGUGUGUUAGAUUAUCAUCUGAAUGAUCCUAUGAAUGAUGUUGGAUCUUUGGAGCACUUUAGCUCUGGUUUGGCAAAGCCUUUGAACUUCAAGUUCGAGCUGCUGAAUACGUUUGACUGGCUUCAUUCGCGAUAG